AUUGGCGAUCUUAGUAUGACUCACUGCAAUGAACCCCUCGCCUUUGAAAUUGAAGCCGCGCUGCCGAAGAGUUUCAGUUCGACACUUCUCUCAGUGUACCUCCAACAGUUCCGCCGAAGUGACUACAAUUCUUGCUGGGCGCGUGUGUGAAUCUACUCUUCUUAUAUAGUGACGACGGAGUGGCGCCAUUCAGAACUGCAAAACGCCUAUUUAAUUGUGAAUUUCAAUUGCGCACCACGCAGAAACAUAACGAGAGAUUUGUGACUCUCGUGGGCGCAAAGCACCCAAUCAAUUGGGGUGUGUGUUAAUUUCCUCCAUCCGGAUUCGAGUCGACUACCACAAGUGUGUUUGUGUUGUUUUGAGUAUAUUGUAUCGAAAGUUGUCUAUUUGCUGCUCACUGGUGUAAAUGUUAUUAGAAUGCAAGGUGUUCGGCACGAGGAAAGAUCUUAAUCUCUUGGAAAUUUGGUGCGUGGAUGUUCUGUUAGAACGAACAUUUCAACUGAGACAUUCGUGAUCUAAUCGGCAACUCACAAUGUCGGAGUACUUUGAAUUCCAAUGGGACAUGCGCUCGAAGAUCGGCGACGUGCGGAUGGGCAACAAGAAGUACUACAAUGUGUACAACGAGCCCACAGAGUGGAACCAAGCGCUCUUCCAGAUCAAGGAGCUCAUCGGCGCCAGCAUGGACUACGCGCUCAAAGACAAGUCCUGCUACCAUGACAAUGACUUCCUGCUGCGCUUCCUCUUCGCGCGCAAAUUCGACGUGGACGAGGCGUUCAGACUCAUCAUCAACUACUUCACUUACAUGCAGAAGAAUCAGGCUAUUUUCCAAAGAUUGUCCGUCUUCGACGAGAGCGUGCAGCUGGCGCUCCGCGACGGCUUCCCGGGCGUGCUGCCGGAGAGGGACCGCCGAGGCAGGAAAGUGCUGGUGUUCUUCACGGCCAAUUGGGAUCCAGCGCUCUAUUCCCUGCUCACCAUCUACCGCGCCAUGCUGCUGUCGCUGGAGAAGCUCCUCGAGGACAAGCAGAAUCAGGCGAACGGCUUUGUGGCCAUCGUCGACUGGAGCAACCUCACUCUCCAGAAGUCUUCCCACCUCAACCCAAAGAUACUCAAGCUGAUGAUCGAGGGUCUUCAGGACUGCUUUCCAGUCCAGUUCAAAGCCAUUCACUUCAUCGGGCAGACGUGGUACUUGGAGGCGGCAAUGGCUGUGAUCCGACAGUUCCUCAAGGAGAAGACGCGCUCGCGAAUUAAACUCCACAGCAAUCUGUCCACGCUGCACGAGAGCAUCGCCCGUGACGUGUUGGUCACGGAACUGGGCGGAGAAGGACCGCCUUUCAACCCACUCGAAUGGUAUCAUACACUUCUGGCGUCCAGUCAGGAGAAUCACAACGUAGAGUCUCGUCCUUACUACAUCACCCAGGCGACUGUCUACUCUACAGCGCCCGCCAGCUGCCUCAAAAACGGCAGCUCCAUGGCGAAAAAGAGCUCAGAUCCCGCUCGCAAUUCCCUGCUAAGUCUGGACGACGACAUUUGAACUGCAUUCAUCGCUCAAAAACUGACUGAACUCUCGAAAUUGUUCCUGCGCUCCAAUCUCACACGCUACAGCGUUCAGAAAUCUUCCAGGAAGAGUUGUAUUUUUUGAAUAGCACUAAGCCGUCCAGUGACAGAAUUUUUCUAAGAUAUUUUGUAUCUCUUAUAAUAAAAGUUGCUUGUAACGGACAAUA
Molecule: messenger RNA, 1721 nt
Organism: Phlebotomus argentipes
Lineage: Eukaryota; Metazoa; Arthropoda; Insecta; Diptera; Psychodidae
Product: clavesin-2-like
Exons: 3
Coding region: 533-1531 (332 amino acids)
Cellular component (GO): membrane
Molecular function (GO): phosphatidylinositol bisphosphate binding
Source: RefSeq, a predicted model, not a curated record